Oikopleura dioica is the source of this 798-nucleotide messenger RNA. NCBI's taxonomy places the organism in Eukaryota, Metazoa, Chordata, Appendicularia, Copelata, Oikopleuridae. The record is from the annotation of a GenBank genome assembly.
AUGGGUUUAAUAAGACAGCAUGUUGACAACCCAGAACUCAUUCUUUCCUGCGUGGCUCUUCAUUCCGUCCUCAUUCUUCUCACAAAUGCUCUUUCAAAAAUCAUCAAAAACAGUUCUUCUGGAUUACUGAGAAUCGUCCUGACGGAAAUCGUCUCGUCGUUUAUGUUCAUUUGCGCGAUUUGGGAAAAAGGACUUUGGUUUGAAAACGUCAACGAAACUUAUUUUCACUUUGCGACUGCUGCUCAAGUGAUUUAUUUCACUCAUUUUAUGCCUGGAAAAGCGAACCCGUUGCCGAUUUUGGCGGAGCAUGGACUCGCCAAGAUGCUGCUCGUUUUUCCUUUCCAGAUUUUGGGAGCGCUUGGAGGAGCCAGAUUUAUGCAAGAAGUGUACUGGAAGAUUGGAUUCUUGCCAUUUCAUUCGACCAUUUCUUCUGGAAAGUGCACACCAACGCUGGGAAUCGACCAACAAACAGGAAUCGCCAUCGAAACUGCUCUCGUCUUUUUGAUGAUCAUCGCUCCUGAAAUCGAAAAAGCGCUGGCGAAAACGCUCAAGCUCGACCAAGACAACACUGUCAUGCUCUCUCAAGCUGUUUUGGUCGCAUAUGUCGUCAAGACAUUUAUUCGAUCGACUGGUGCGAUUAUGAACCCCCUUCUGUCAAUCCUCAUCAACUUCCACUGUAUUUCGACGCCACAGGAUCUUCUUCAGCACGCAACGACGUACUGGGCUGGCCCUAUCGCAAUCACAAUGAUCAUGGGCUUCUUCGCAAAACGGGACUCUUCAAAGAAGAAGACCGACUAA